This is a messenger RNA of Monodelphis domestica (gray short-tailed opossum), 1017 nucleotides long. It is a transcript of the gene PIMREG, whose product is annotated as PICALM interacting mitotic regulator. NCBI's taxonomy places the organism in Eukaryota, Metazoa, Chordata, Mammalia, Didelphimorphia, Didelphidae. The record is from RefSeq and is a predicted model, not a curated record.
GAACGUGGUGGGCAGCGGAUGAGGCAGGGGGUGUGGGAUCUCCGCAGGCAGGCUACACGUAGUGGCCCGGGGCGAGGCGGGGAAACUGAGGCCUGGCCACGUAGUGCCCCGCGGGGGGCUGACCCCCCCUGAGCAGUGGAGGAGGGCAGCGGGAGGCUCACGGCGGCCUUUGGGGCCCCACAGGCAGAGCCAGCCAUGAGCUCAGUGUGGCAGGGGCUGCCGGGGGCCAGAGGCCGCAGGAGCCACCAGAUGCUGACCGAGGAGGAGUCCGGGAGCCCCGGGGGCCGGCAGCCCCGCCCCAGGAAGCCGCUGGCCAGCUCCCUGGACACGCUGUGUGCCCGCCUGAGCAGACGCCUGCCCCUGGCAGCCCUCGAUGCCAACUUCCAGGACGGGCCCUCUUGGGAGCCCCUGGAAGGCCCGGCGAGAGCCCGGGGGGCCUUGGGAUCCGCGGCCCAGAGAUUCCAGCCAUCCUGCCGGGCUGCUGCCCCCACAGAGAGCCCCCACCCCAGGAGGAGGAGGGGGAGGAGCGCCCGGCUCUCUGGUGCCACCCCUCCGGCCUCCGGGCUGAGAAGACUGUCCAGGUGGCUGGCCAGGGACCCCCUCCACCCCCUGAGGAGACGCUCCCAGCGGGAAGCAGCCCUCGGCAGCCCGUAUGCCUCCCCGGCCCCUCUCUGCUCUCCGAGAGAUGGAGGCUGCGAGGAGGAGGAGGAAGAGGAGGAGGCCGAGGCAGAGUCCGUGGCCUCGGGGAUCCGGCAGCUGGAGCAUCUCUCGCUGGCCUUCGACAAGGCCAUCUCCAUGGACAAGAGUGACGCGACUGUGUGUCUCCUCCAAAACUGAAGAGGGUGCGGGCAGAGCAGGUACGGAUGGGGCGCCCCGACCACCCCUCUGGGCUCCAGCUCGUGUGGGCCUCCGGAGGGGCGGCCGGCCUACAAUGAGCUUCUGGAUGGACGCCCGCCUCAGCCCUGCUGACACAGCCAAAGGGGGCUUCAACUCGGUCUAUUAAAAGCUGUCUUCUGA